UGAUCAUCCCUAAAACCAGCGAAGGGAGAACUGCAUCUCUUCAAACUGCACUCUAACUUGUCAGGAGUCGGAGAGAACAAGAGCAGACAGAAGCUUUAAGAGCACUCAGACAGAGGACACAGUAAAUGUGCUCAGGUGUGUGAGCCUGGCUGGUUUCAUGGGGAGGAUGCAGCUGCCGGAGACACUCAGCAUCGGACCUGUGGUGGUCGACACAGCGUCUGAAGCCACUGCCCUUCUGCUUUUACUGCUGCUGCUGCUGCUGCUUCUCGCUGCGUGGAGCCGAACAAACCGGUCACAGAUACCCGGUCCUUCCUUCUUAGCAGGACUCGGUCCUGUCCUCUCCUACAGCAGAUUCAUCUGGACUGGGAUAGGAACGGCGUGCAACUACUAUAACAACAAAUAUGGCAGCAUUGUGCGGGUCUGGAUUAAUGGCGAGGAGACACUCAUUAUAAGCAGGACUUCAGCAGUUUAUCAUGUUUUGAAGAGCGCCAACUACACAGCCAGAUUUGGGAGCAAAAUAGGGCUGGCGUGUAUUGGGAUGGAAGGGAACGGUAUCAUUUUCAACAGUGAUGUUGAGCUCUGGAAAAAACUGAGGACAUAUUUUUCCAAAGCUCUGACAGGCCCCAACCUCCAGAAGUCGGUGGGAAUCUGUGUGAGCUCAACAGCUGAACACUUGGACAGCCUGCAGGAGAUGACCGACCCCUCCAAGCAUGUGGAUGCUCUCUCUCUGCUGAGAGCCAUCGUGGUGGACGUCUCAAACAAGCUUUUCCUCAGGGUGCCGCUCAACGCAAAGGACUUGCUGCUUAAAAUCAACAACUACUUUGACACCUGGCAAACAGUUCUAAUAAUGCCUGAUAUAUUCUUCAAGGUUGGAUGGCUGUACAACAAGCACAAGAGAGCAGCCCAGGAACUGCAGGACACGAUGGAGGUCCUUCUGGAUUGUAAACGAAAGAUGAUAAAUCAUUGUGAGAAGCUGGACGAAGCUUUUGACUUUGCGACGGAGCUUAUCUUUGCUCAGAACGUCGGAGAGCUUUCGGCAGAUAACGUCAGGCAGUGCGUGCUGGAGAUGGUGAUUGCUGGACCUGAUACUCUUUCCAUCAGCCUCUUCUUCAUGCUGAUGCUGCUGAAACAAAACCCAGAUGUGGAGCUGAGGAUAGUGGAAGAGAUGAACACUGUCUUGAGUGAUGACAGUGAAAACAUUGAUUAUCAAAGGUUGAAAGUGCUGGAGAGUUUCAUCAAUGAGUCUUUGAGGUUUCAUCCUGUGGUUGAUUUCACAAUGAGAAAAGCUCUGGAAGACGACACCAUCGAAGGCAUUAAAAUCACAAAAGGAACCAACAUCAUUCUCAACGUUGGUCUCAUGCACAAGACUGAAUUCUUCCCCAAACCCAAAGAGUUCAGCCUGAUGAACUUCGACAAAACGGUGCCCAAUCGUUUCUUCCAGCCCUUUGGCUGUGGGCCCCGCUCCUGCGUGGGCAAACACAUCGCCUUAGUGAUGAUGAAGGCCAUCCUGGUCACUGUGUUGUCGCGUUACACCGUGUGUCCUCGCCAAGGCUGCACCCUCGACAGCAUCAGGCAGACUAACAACCUGUCGCAGCAGCCUGUAGAGGAUGAGCGCAGCCUGGCCAUGCGCUUCAUCCCUCGGACAACACAACCUCAACACAGUCAGCAGAAUCAUCACUGAGACACAGGGGGUUACAUCUGGGUGGAAACUACUUUUGCAACUGAUACAAAAAAUAUUCUCUGGCCAAGUCUGUACAAAUCAGGGCUGCACGAUGUGAGAGAAACACGUGAUAUCACAAUAAUGUUUUUAAAUAUUGCAAUAAUGAUGCUACUUGCGAUAAAUACAUGAAGUACUCAGCUCUGCCUCUCUGCUCCUUUUAGUAUAGUAGAAUGUUGUCUCCUUUGGCAUUACUGACCUUUAGUGAAUACGACUGAAGGUUUUAGACGAUACAGAGCAGAGCAAAGGUGGUUUUCUGGACUGUGGGAUCCAGUAUGGAAAACCAGUGUGGACAUGGAUAUACAGGGCUCCUACAGCUUGAGGCAAAUUAGAUUUAAGAUUGUUUAAUGCCACUUGAUGAUGUUUAAAACCAAUUUUACAGUAACCAAAAUUGAAGGAGGAAGAAAACAAGAACCGAUGUCAAUUACCUAGAGGUAGGGACGUGAUGAAGAAAAAUGCUCCUUUGGGUAGCUGUGUUUAAUCUAUUAGUCUUGUGAUCAAAAUUGAUCUGAAGCUCAAUCCUCAGAUUGUUCUGUAAGUCCAAUAAAUAAUAAAUAUAGCAACUUCUAAUCAAUUUCAGGUUUAAAGUAACAACUUCUGGUUCCGUCCCACCCAUUUACAGUGUAAGCCACACCCACUUCUAGUUCAAACUCCACCCAUUCUGAGUACACUUAUGGAUACAGAUAAUUAAAUUGGUUGAACAGAUACAGAUAAUGGUGUGCUCGCUCAUCCCCAAUAGAAACAGAUAACACCCGCGAGCAAUUUAGAGUCACUAAUUAAGCUAACGUGCAUGUCUUUGGACUGUGGGAGGAAGCCAGAGAGCUUUGAACCCCAGUACAUUCUUGCUGUGAGGCAGCAGUUCUUACCACUGAACC
Molecule: messenger RNA, 2592 nt
Organism: Epinephelus fuscoguttatus (brown-marbled grouper)
Lineage: Eukaryota; Metazoa; Chordata; Actinopteri; Perciformes; Serranidae
Product: aromatase-like
Exons: 10
Coding region: 158-1681 (507 amino acids)
Molecular function (GO): iron ion binding; oxidoreductase activity, acting on paired donors, with incorporation or reduction of molecular oxygen; monooxygenase activity
Source: RefSeq, a predicted model, not a curated record